Tigriopus californicus is the source of this 3375-nucleotide messenger RNA. RefSeq lists its product as uncharacterized. NCBI's taxonomy places the organism in Eukaryota, Metazoa, Arthropoda, Copepoda, Harpacticoida, Harpacticidae. The transcript has 8 exons. The coding region runs from base 376 to 3276 and encodes 966 amino acids. Gene Ontology annotation, cellular component: mitochondrial outer membrane. The record is from RefSeq and is a predicted model, not a curated record. Gene Ontology annotation, biological process: mitophagy by internal vacuole formation; mitochondrial protein catabolic process.
GUUUUGGAAUAACGUUUAGGUUCACUCUUGAAACAAGGUAAAUAGGGGUCAUGAAUCGUGCAGAAACAUUUGAUCCAUGAUUUGUCAUGCUAUGAUUUGUCCAUUGAAUUUUUCAUUCAUUGUAUUCCAAAAGCCCACACCUAAGUUUUGACGCAAGGUUGACGCAUCUCUUCAACGUUGAGUAAGGAGGAGCACGGGUCCUUUCGCAAGCAAUUUCGACGAGUUAAGAAGACCCAAACGGCGAAAUAAGGAGCGUCGCCCCGGCUAAACUUCUUCUUCGAAGGGGAGGCAAUUCAGUCGGUGCUUGACAAUGACAGUGGACAGAAGUGAAUGAGUAAGCUCUCAAUCUGGAAGUGAACUUUGAAAACCAAAAUCAUGCAUCAUCAUCAACAACACCGGAUGGGCAGCUAUUUCGACAAUGACCUUGGGCUUCAACCGAAAAAGGGGAUCCUAAAUAUGCCCAGCUCAACCCGUUCCCCACCAACACCUCCACCAACAUCAUCGAUUCCGCCCAAACCCUCGUUCGUAUCCGCCACCUUUAACCCCAAGCCAGUGCCUGUUUCCACCUUCCCAUCCCCGCCUCAGUCCGUGGCCCACCACGCCCCUUCUCGCGGCACCCACCUCACGCCCAAUCGAGUUCUCGGAUCCCGACCACUCAAUCACAUGUCAGCAUAUGGAAGCGGCCAUUUCAACCCUGACAAGCGAGAAAUACAACGAUUGCGGUAUGAGCACGAGGAUAUGAGGCAAAUUCACGCUUUAAACAAGCGAUUGGCAUCUCUGACCAUAGCAGAUAUGUCACCCAAAUUGGCAAGACAACGCAUUCUCUUACUGUACGAGAAGGGCGAUCAUCGCGAGGCAGCAGCAUUCAUCAGACGGGUCUCUCAGGGCACAUUUAGGCAAAUCGUGAAUGAGUUGCCAAUCGAUCGAUUCUUAGAAGCCAUGCCCGGGUCCAUGCCAAUCUUGGAAGCUAUUUAUGCCAAAUUGUAUCUCGUCUCCGCUAAUGGAACCAUGAGCAUCUUGGUGGCCGGUAGAUUGGAUGAUCGCUUCUCACCCGAGUGCGUGGUCUGGCAGAUCGUUCGGUUCUUUGCCUGCAAAGACGAUACCAACCCGCCCACUUCAGCCCCUGUCCGGAUGGAAAUGUGCGGGCCUUGGGUGUCCACUUGUAAACGCCUUCUAUUGGUCCUGACCUCGGCCGAACCCAGAAUCAAACGUGUGGUGGCUGAACGACGAAAGGCCCUGACUCGAGCCAUCGAGGGCCUUGGGCAACAUGGCAUGGUUGGCACUUCGGACCAAUCGAUCCAAAGCCUUCAUGACGCCCUUAGACUAGAAUUCGAGAGGGUCCAGAAGAGCUACACGGAAGCCCUAGUCAAACUUGAGAACCUGGCCUCGACGGGAAAGAGUCCUUCCAAGGUUCCCCCCGUUGCCCAAUCUCAUCAGCGACAACUUUCACUCAAGAUGGACGAGAUCCAAGAGCGAUUGAUCAAGAAUAAGAGCCUCUUGAAUGUGAUGGAACCCACCCUGGAGAAUCAUAGUUUGGAGGUGCUGCUUGGGAUUCUGCAAAGGAGGAUCGAAUUGGACAAGGAAGUCAUGUUCCAGUUUACGCAGUUAAGGAAGGACAAACGCCUGUUAACCUCAUUGGGUUGUGGCCGAAACCCAAGCGUGGCUCCAGUUCUCAUGAGAUUCCAAAAAGGUUGCCAACAGGUAUUGGAUUUGAUGCGCGAAGUGCAUGAGGAUGUCCGCAAGUGCCCGUCCGGCAAUCCUAUGGAUGAGGAGGACUCGAACAGUGAUUACUCGGGCUACCACUCGGACACGGACUCGGCCGUGAUGAUGUCGGGCAAUUCUCCAUUCAUCUCCAAGGAUGCUCGCUACAGCUUCCUUCAACGAUCAGUACGAUCGGGAAGCAAGCACAAUUUGCUGACGGCCAUUUCAACCGAGAAUUUACGCCCCAUAUCCGAGAGCACCCUGCAGUCCACACGCCCAGAUGUAUCAUCCCAUACUCCAACGAGGGUCAAUGAGAUUCACGCCUCUUCCUCCGGGAUCAGUUCGAAUUCCUCGUGCACGGCAUCUCCACCGGAUUCCGAUUGCAACGAGGACAUCAUUAUCUCUAAUGGGAGCCAAAAAUCCAUCGUUUUCGUAGGGAGCGGAGGUUCGGCUUCGGUCAUGAGCAGUGGCAUCCCUGAAUCCUCAUUGACCAGCAGUGUUGCCAGUUCGGCUGGGGGUGUCUUCACUCGGUCCCAGAGGAGUCGCAAGUACAAAAAGGAAUUCCAUUUGGGCGGCCCAAACUCGCUCGGCAUGGUCAAAUCGGUUUCGAUAGGUGACUUGAGUAGUCGGUGUGGGAAAUGUGACCUGAACAACAAUGGGCGUUUUCACGGCCUUAAAUGCAAUAAUCGGGAAUCCCCCAGCAGAGAUCGGUCGUCGUCGUUGUUGGAGGAAUCCAUGGAAUUGAAGCGACUUCGAACGGAAAUGGCUGCCAUGUCCAAUGAACUCCGGGAGGCGAAGAUUCUUAUCAAAAGACUGGAAACCGACCACACUCUGGACAGAUUUACGGAUGUCCAGUCUGUGGUAUCGGAGUCGAUCGUUUACGACGUGCAUAACGGAGAUCGACGUCCAGCGGGGUUGGUGCGAAAAUUCGGGGAUCUCUACUCCAUGGCCCGAUUAGAUACGUUGGACGAUUUGGAUAGCAUCCCAGAAUUGGUGGAUGCCAAUGAGCUUAAAAGCAAGCUGCUGUUCUCAGUGGUUGUGUUAUCAUUCCGGUCGGCAACCCAAACUUUAGAGAAAAUGCGCGAGCAACUCCGGCGAAUUCUUCAACUUCCGCCUACUUCCCCAUCUGCUUCAAAUCCGUCUCCCACCUCCACCAAUAUCACGUUCUUCCACCCGGGUUCCACCCACAACCAGAGAGCCAAUCUAUUGGCUGCUCGAGACAUGGAGUCGUCCAUCAAUAACUAUAUGCGAAGAGCCAGCGAGUUCUUUGACUUAAACAAAAAUAUUGAGGAAGUCACCACUCAAUUAUGGGCCACCCUGUACGAUUACCCGUGCCUGAAGUCGUGUCAAGGACUGGCCAAAUACGUGGAAAACUGCGUCAGGAUCUCGUGGGGUCUAGUCAACCAGAUGCCUCAGUACGUGAUUGAGUACGACUCCCGAAGCUUCCAAUCUGACCUCCAUGUCCGCUUCCACACAGCGUUGCCACAUUCCGAUCUAAUCAAGACCUAUUUAUGGCCAGCCCUGCGCGAGGGCAAAAAUGGACCCGUCGUUCAUAAAGCCGUGGUCAUAACCUAAUCCCUGUGGAUUUGCAUUUAUUCAUCUAGUCUAUGUACAAUUAUUGAAAGAGAGGUGUAUUCCGUGUGCCUGAUCUGUGGAUUAAAACAUGCUCGUCGA